AUGAAUGACGAGAUAAGAAACCUUUCGUUGACUACGCAUAAUUAUCGCAGAUCUCGGCUUGCACAAGGGCUGGUCAAAAAUAAAAAAGGAAGGAAUCUGCCGGAAGCAUCCAACAUGCUGCAAAUGGUAUUGACUAUGACUGCAACUUGGAAACUACUGCUAUGGCAUCUGCGAAAACGAUGUUCGGUUAAACAAGACCCAACUCUCUCUUCUGGCGUGCAGGAGAAUCACUAUUUAGUGAGGAAGGACCAAGCCCGUACCAAAGAACAAGCGCUCAUAGCUGGUGUUAAGCAAUGGUGGAGCCAAAUUAGAGUGACUGGAGGUGUUGGACGUGGUGUCACUUUUACAUUGUUCAAUGUGGGGAAACCGACCGAGUGGUUCACCAGGAUGGCUUGGGCGACCACUCAACAUUUGGGUUGUGCCGUUACUUCUUGUGGGAAUAGCCAUUGGUCCGUAGUGUGCCACUACAAGCCU
This is a messenger RNA of Ostertagia ostertagi, 474 nucleotides long. The record is from the annotation of a GenBank genome assembly. NCBI's taxonomy places the organism in Eukaryota, Metazoa, Nematoda, Chromadorea, Rhabditida, Trichostrongylidae.